Molecule: messenger RNA, 11381 nt
Organism: Psylliodes chrysocephalus
Lineage: Eukaryota; Metazoa; Arthropoda; Insecta; Coleoptera; Chrysomelidae
Source: the annotation of a GenBank genome assembly
CAUAUGUCAGGUUUGAAAUACCAACCUGAAGCUCAAGUCUUUCCAACAAAAAGAUUGUAAAGAAAUUAGUUUCAUUCUUUUCUUUGGAAAAACUAAGAAAAUAUAUUAUAACUCAGUGAUAUUACGCAUAAUGAAUUUGUAAGUUACAAAAUAUUUUAAAGAGUAGGUCUUGGAAGAAACACAAUUUUUUUGAAAAUCGAUCGUUGAGAAAAUCAAAAUAAUGGAGGCCCUUAUUCCAGUAAUAAAUAAAUUGCAAGACGUUUUCAAUACCGUAGGUUCAGACGCUAUCCAUUUACCACAAAUAGUAGUUUUAGGAUCUCAGAGUUCCGGAAAAAGCUCUGUUAUAGAGAGCUUAGUAGGAAAAUCGUUUUUACCUAGAGGCACAGGAAUAGUGACUCGAAGACCGCUUAUUCUUCAAUUAGUUUAUUGUCCCAAAGAGGAUAGGGAGCAUCGAAAUGCAAUUGAUGGCACAAUUGAAGUCGAGGACUGGGGUGUUUUUCUUCAUUGCAAAGAUAAAGUAUUCAGAAGUUUCGAAGAAAUUAGAAAUGAAAUUGAGGCUGAAACUAGCCGAAUGGCUGGAAGCAACAAAGGCAUAUGUGCAGAACCUAUUAACUUAAAAAUAUACUCUACAAAAGUAGUUAAUUUGACUUUGGUAGAUUUACCAGGUAUAACAAAGGUUCCUGUAGGUGAUCAACCUCCAGAUAUAGAACAACAAAUUAGGGAAUUAGUUUUAAAGUAUACCUCUAAUCCAAAUUCAAUCAUUCUUGCUGUGGUUACAGCUAAUACUGACAUGGCUACUUCAGAAAGUUUAGCUAUAGCUAAAGAUGUAGACCCUGACGGAAGAAGAACGUUAGCAGUAGUUACCAAAUUAGACUUGAUGGAUGCAGGAACUGACGCAAUUGACAUCCUUUGCGGUAGAGUUAUACCUGUCAAAUUGGGCAUCAUCGGUGUUGUCAAUAGGUCACAACAGGACAUUUUAAAUAACAAGAAUAUCAAAGAUUCAUUGAGAGAUGAAACUUCUUUUCUGCAGAGUAAAUAUCCCACAUUAGCAGCAAGAAAUGGAACGCCAUAUUUAGCUAAAACACUCAAUAGGCUGUUAAUGCAUCAUAUAAGAGACUGUUUACCGGAUUUAAAGACUCGCGUAAAUCUAAUGAUGUCACAAUACCAUUCUCUACUCAGUUCCUACGGUGAAGAUAUUUCAGAUAAAAGUAAAACGUUACUGCAAAUUAUCACCAAAUUCGCUUCUGCGUAUUGUUCAACCAUUGAAGGUACGUCGAGGAAUAUCGAGACGACAGAAUUGUGUGGCGGUGCCAGAAUUUGUUACAUUUUCCACGAAACUUUUGGUAGAACUCUGGAUUCGAUCCAUCCAUUGGCCGGAUUGACCAAAAUGGAUAUUUUAACGGCAAUAAGAAACGCUAAUGGGCCGCGACCAGCGCUCUUUGUUCCUGAAGUUUCCUUUGAAUUGUUGGUAAAAAGACAGAUUAGAAGACUAGAAGAACCUUCUUUACGUUGUGUCGAAUUAAUUCAUGAAGAAAUGCAAAGAAUAAUUCAGCACUGCGGUAACGAAGUUCAACAAGAAAUGCUCCGGUUCCCGAAACUAUAUGAAAAAAUAGUCGACGUAGUCACUCAACUGCUACGUCGCAGGUUACCAACAACCAAUUGUAUGGUGGAAAAUCUCGUUGCCAUAGAAUUAGCUUACAUCAACACCAAACAUCCGGACUUUUACAAAGAUAUCCAAAUGGUUCCUACUGUUAUCAAGUCGGCUGGAGAAAGUACCAGUAGACCUCCAGCGAUUCGUCCUAAAAGCAUGUUUGGGAGGUACCAAGUCGAUUCUCAAGAUUUGGUAAGUAAGUCCCGUUCUUCAAAUAAUCAACAAUUAAACGAUGACGGCUCUUCAUGGGCCAAUCAAAACUCAAACGGCAAAGACAUCGAUUUAAACCAUGUAAAUAAUGUACCAGACAACGUCAAGGCCGAGGCGGAAGUAAGGAACAUUUUGAGCCCGCAGAAACCUGUCAACCUUUUACCGCAAGUUCCAGUGAACAGCAGUGGUUUUAGAAAAUUAUCCGAAAAUGAAGAACAUGACUGUGAAAUAAUUGAACGAUUGAUCAACUCGUACUUCUACAUAGUAAGAAAGUCUAUUCAAGACACAGUACCCAAAGCCGUUAUGCACUUCUUAGUUAAUUUCGUUAAAGACAAUUUACAAUCUGAACUUGUAACGCACCUGUACAAAGCUGACAACGCAGAUCAGCUGCUUGAUGAGUCUGAACACAUUGCGCAAAGACGUCGCGAAGCUGGUGACAUGCUGAAGGCCCUUCAAAGAGCUUCUCAUAUCAUCAGCGAAAUCCGAGAAACUCACAUGUGGUAAAAACACCUCCAAAACCGAGACACUAGUAAUUUUAAGCAACAACCAUAGUUUAAAAGUGAAGUGUCAUGUGACUAGUCAUGAAUUUCAUAUUACAUUCAUUUAGAACAUCAUUGGUGUUUUUAAAAAUUGAAGUGACAGUAUUUAAUGUUCAGUGAUAAUGAGCAUACAAUUUUUAAUUAUUAUCAUGAAUACCGUUUAUUUUUUUAAAUACCAAUGAUAUGCAAAAUACAUUAAAUCAUUGUUGUGGAAGUGCCCAGGGAAUAUGUUACUUAAAAUAAUAGUAUCUUUUAAUAUGUCUAGUGAUUUUCACUGUUAUUCAUGUAUUGCACAUGCGCCAUUUUAUUGUUGACAUUUAGAUUUUUAACAUUUCGUUGGGUUUUACAACCAUUUAAACAGUUGAGUAUUGAAAAAUUUUGUACUGUGAAAUUGAGAACUGUAUGUAGUAAAAGCAGUAUGUAUAAUUAUAUACAAUUACUUAAUAAUUACGAUGCUUUUGAGCAAAACAUAUGGCUACUAUUUCAAUAUAUAUUUUUUUUUAAUUAAAUUCCUGAAAUACAUGAUCAGACAUAUCGUGCGUGCGGAAGAAGACCAUAACAAUUAAAAAAAUGUACUUUUUCAGGAGAGCAAAUAAAGAUUUUUUUUCCCCAAUAAAUUAUUUUUUUCUGAAACAUUUACUGAGGUGUAACUUUCAAUGUUUUUUAAAUAUAUGACGCUUACGAGUAUGUUUUAGAUGACAUAAUUCUAAUUUCUUCCUCAUUGGUAUUUUUGUAAAAAAAAAAAUAAAUGUAUCUUUCUUGAAGAUAAUUUUUUUCUAAUUAAGUAAAUGUAACUAAAAUAGAAUAAUGCCUCCAAUUUUCUAAAAACUGGUCAAUAAAAAGAAAAAAAUUAUUUUAUAGUAAAUGUCAUAGUUUUUAUUAAUUAACAGGUAUAUAGUAUUUGAAACAUCGAAAUAAGUCAGAAAAUGUAACUUACAACUAUUUUCCACAGAAAAUAAAAUCAAUUGUGUUUUUUAAAACGUUUUAUUAAUGUAAUGAAAAGUAUAAAAAAAAAUUUAGGUAACUUUAGAAAAAGAUCGCAAAACAUUAGCUUGAUAAUCCUAACAUAUUAUUAUAUUAAUAAUUAAAUUAAAAUCAGCCAACAGGAGCAUAUAGAACACACAUUCACAUGAAAAUAGCAGAGUAAAAUGCAAACAAAACUGAAAAAUAUUCUAUUAAAGACAAAAAACAUUACAAAACAAAGAAAUAUAAAAAUAUGAACAUUGCCUAAUUUUACAAAUUCUUUAAAAAAUCUAAAUAAUAUAGAGGUACGCAUUUUUUUUUCUCGAUUAAUUCUAACAACCCUUUUCUUUUUGUCUCAGAAAUACCAGGUUUUGUAGAAAAAGUUUUAUUUAAUGUUAUGUUGCCAAAAUUAAUCUGUUUUCUUUCACUUAUUAUUUCAGCUUCCAUAUAACUACUUCAUUAUAGUAGUAUUUGUAAAAUAAAACGUUGGACAUACAAGUCUGUGGCAAGUUUUUUUUAUGUCGAGUAUAUCUUGAAAACACAUUUCGUACAUAGAUUGGGUUGGUUUUUUUAUAUUUUGAAAUCUCAGACUCUUUUCGGGCAUGAACACUAUCGCCCUCAUUUUGGCUAUGACCCUUGAUAAAAAACUUAUGUGUAAUUGAAUUGAUUUUUAAUGUAUUUACUGCAUAGAUAUAAAGAGCAUGAAUAAAUUUAUUUUUAUUCUGCCCAGAACAAUUUUCUGAGUAGAAAAUAAUAUCUAGACUUUCUGCAGGAUUUUCUUGUAAAAGAUCUUUUAAAUAUUUCAAAAUACAAGUUCCUAUUUCAUUGGAACCUCUUAAUAAUCCCUCACCUUCGUGCCUUAAAUACAUUUAGUUUGGAAACGUUGGACAAGGCAGCACUUGUUCAAGGUCAUACACCAACACUUUAGUAUUACCCUCCAUGUUUUUAUGUUCCUCUUUUUCCAUUCUGCUAAGUUCUUUUUCCAUAAUGUGUAGGUUAACCGCUCUUCUAUUUUUUUCUUUUCUUCCUCUGAUGCAUUUUUGUAUUGAAGGCACAAUUCGCAUUGGUCCUUUUUGGGUAAAUGAAAUAUUGUGUUCUUCAUUAAAGAUUUUACUAUAUAAUUGGUAAUUUGCAUAGUCGUGAUUUUCUUUGCUGAGUUCUAGGUAAUCUAUGUAAAGGUCAGUUAAAGUUUUUCCUCCUUCUAUAUACUCUCUUGUUGUCCGGGAUCGACAGUAGUGACUCUCUAUUCUAGGUAAAGAGCUAAUAUAUUUACUGAUUCUAUUUUUUAUUUCUUCGUUUACUUUUUUUAUGGUUUUUGUGCAUUCCCCUUUUGUCCAUCUCGAUGAUUUUUUUGUUUUUGGACUAUUGUCUGAGAUACUCUAUUAUUUGUAGCAAGAGAUGCCAUGAAAAACUUUUUACAAACCUGUACUUUCGUUCCGGAUAUAAUAAAAUGGAAUGCAUUGUUAGGAUUUCUAGGCUGUUCAACAUUGCUAUAUUUAUAUUUUGGAUUAAUGGAUGUCAUGUUAGAAGCUAUGUAUUCUCUUUGUUUUUCAAAGUUUCCAAAACUGUAGUACUCACUAAAUAUCUGUUGACGUUUUUCAUCUGAAAUUUUGGCAAAACAUUUAAGACGGCAUUUCUCAUCGCAAGGCGGCAUAAUAUAUUUUUUUUUUGGCGUUCUUUUAGUACUUUAGUUUUUGUUCCAUCUUCUUUCUUUCGUACUUGUAAGGAAACAUUAGCUUCUCCUUUAUUCCUCAGUUUUUGCUAGUUUUUUUUGCCAUUCUUCCGCAUUCUUCCUUUUUCUUUUGCCUUUUUUCUCUAUUUUACUGUGAUAAAUUACUUUUCUUCUCUUCUUUUGUUGAUCGUUCUCGUUAUGAGUUUUCUCCUCUAUUAAUUCUUCUGUUGUGUCUGAAGAAUUUGAAUCAUUUUUGUAUAAUGGAUCCUGUAUACUAUACUAUCAUCUGAUCUGUACGGAUCCUCUUCUUCGUCAGACGAUGAUGACAAAUCAGAUGAAGACGAUGUUGAACUUUUGGAAGAGGACGAUGAUGAUGCCAAUGAUGGAUUUCUAAAAUGUAAAUUAAAAAAUCAGCAAGUGAUUACACUGUUUUGAAUAAUUAUUAUUACCUUGAAAAGAAGCAGUCGAAUGUUGAUUGGUGUAGCAGUGUUAAACGUCAGUUAUGUUUUGGGAGGGACCAGUAUGUAGAUUGUCAUUUUGUAGUUGUGUUUGUGUAUCCACGGAUGGAAGAUUUUCCUUUUCUAUAGAUUAUGGUAUAAUAAGUAAUAUACAUCACUAUAAUUAAUUUACCUAAUUACCUUGAAAGUCAGCUGGUUGAUUAUCUUUAUUGUUAUGUGAAAUUAUAUUUAGGAAAGUAAUUGGUAGAUUAUCUUCAUUGUCCUGUGAAGUUAUGUUUAAGGAAUUAGUCUCACCAAUUAUUUGAGAGCGAACCGUCAGAUUUUUUUCAUGUCUUGCUUGUGAAGUGAAAAUUAUAUUAGUUAAAUCGGAUAGGGUGUGGGAUGGCCCUAUAGCUUCUCUUUUUGCGACUAAACUACUAUUUGAGGAAGUGUUGUCAUCUUUAUUGUCAUCAAUGGUAUUUAACAUUUUUAAAAUCCGCUUUCUUCGAUUUAUAUAUUUUCAGACAUUUUUAUCUAUAAACAAAAAUAUUCGUAUUAUACAUUCGUCUACUAAUAUCGCUACAAGAUUAAAAAUAUUUAAAAGAAAUUUAGAAGCAAAAAAAUGCAAAAAAAAAAUCAUUUUACUACCCAUUUUAAAUGAAUAAUAAAUAAAUAUGGAGCUAUUCUAUAUUUUAUUAAAAAAAGCAAUGCAUUUUAAGAUGACACCAAAAACCUAUUAUACCUAUUAUGCAAGACUAUUUCAAUUUAAAAUAAUAUUUUUUUUCUCACAAAAAAAUAUAAAAUAUAAAAAAGAGUCUUAAAAAAAAACGUUAUAUUUUGAAAUAAAACACAAUUGAAUUAAAAAUUAUGUGGAAAAGCGUUACAAUUUAAAAUGUUGCUCUAUUCUUCAUAAUUUAACAAACUUAAUUUCAUUUUAAAUUUAGGUAAGAAAGCUACAUUUUGAAAUAUAACCUUCAUUAAGGAAAAAUAUCUGAAAUGUUCUCUUACUUGAGAAACACUGGUGUUAUAAAUUAAAAUGUAACGCUUUUUGUGAACACGCACGACACUUUCUUAAGCAAGACUGGUAACAAACUGAAUCGUAGCCAGUGUUGCCAGAGCACUCUGAAGGAAUGUAAUAGAUGAACUCUCAAAAUUGUAAUAAAUUUCAAGAAAAUGUAAUAGAAAUUAUAGUCAACCUAAAAUGAACUAUACAUAAAAAAUAGAUUCAAUUUAUUGAUAUUGAUAAUUAAUGUUUUAUGUUUUUAAUAACCUAUGUAUUGAUAAGAACAACGACAGUCUUUUAAUUAUUGUCAUAAUGCAGCACGAGGAUAUUUUUGUUCCACAUUCUUAUAAUUUUAGUUUUGUUGCAACAGCAGACUCGUUCUGAAUUUAUCGGCGCAUGAGUAGUACAUAUAGUACGAUUUAACUGUUCUACUCUUCGUACUACUCAUACGCAGAUAAAUUAAGAACGGUUCUAUACUGGGGUUGAAACAAACCUUUUAUUAAGAAAAUAAAGGAAAAAUAAAUUCGGCCUCCAAUGCAAGGUCCAAUGAUAUAAGAAACUUUUUAAGCGCUUUGGGCAUGCUCAAGAAAAUAUGUUUGGGAUAAACCUAAUCAAAGAAACAUGUUUGGGAUGGGAUUAGUUGUAUAAAAUAAUAAACAAUAUAUUAGGAACAUAAAAUAAAGACACGGUGGUUAGGUUCAUGUUAGGUUCAAGUUCAUCAAUUGUUCGAGGCUCGUGAAAAUAUAAUAGAUUUAUUGAACAUGUAAUAAUGUAAUAAACCCUUCAUAAAUGUAAUAGAUUUGUUACAAUUGUUACAAACUGACAACACUGAUCGUUGCAACAGUCUAGAUCGGCACCGUGCCGAGGCGUGGUAAAUCGCAUGUAACAUCUCGCCAUCUUUUAGGGAGUUGUUGUAUUAGACUUGUAACUUUUUUCUACAUUAUAGUAGAUACCUUCUUUCUUGAGUCAUUUACUGCAACAAUCUCAAAAAUCAAAAUAUUUUGAGUUGUAACGGUCUUCUUCAGUAGGCACGAUGUGUGUAUUUAGGGGAGAAUGUUGCACCUUGGGACAUAUUGUCACCCAGAUGCCAAAACCACGAAUGGGCAUUUUAUAAAUUUUAUAGGGGAGCAAAUUAAAAAAUAGUGUUUCAUUCUUAAUCAGUUUUUUAUGAGAAAAAACAAUUCGUGUUAUAAAAAUAUCAUUUUAUUUUAAAAAAAAUUAACUGAUAUUGUAGAAAAAACUAAAAAUCUUAUUACUAUUCAUAGUCGGACUGUUCAUCAAAGUUGGGUUCCGGUAACCUGUCUUUUUUGUUUGCGUCCGGCUUUAGACCUCUAUAAAAAUGAUGGUGAAUAGCAGGAAUAGUGCCGUCUUUGCAGAUUUUCGCCAAAUCUGCAUAUUUUGCAUUCGUAAUGGAUAAAGUAUCUUGGUAAGCCUUUUCUGGCUGCUCUUUUUUUUGGUGUCGUCCCUUGUUUCUUUUGAAUUUUUGUUCCAAAAAGGAGGGCUCUUUAAAACUAGUUUUAAGGAAAGUCGUGCAUAAUGAAGCCAGCAAACAUUUCGCCAAAGAAUUUUAAUUUUUAAAAUUGAAUACGACUUAAAAUCGAAAAUAAACAAGUUAUUGACGCUGAAAGGUUUUGGAUUUAUGCGUGCGUCUCUUAUCAGCUGUACCCAUCCUUCAGGUACAUACAAGGAACAAAUUUUGAUUUUUGUUUUUUUUUUUUUUCGAUUUUGGAAUGGAUCGAAUCGCAUUCCAUCUCUGUAUGUCCUGUUUCAAAAAACUUGUGAUCUAUUGUUUUCAAGAGUUGGAUGACACAUUGACGCAAAAAUUGAAUUUUUUUAUCGCCCUCCGCAGCCGUCGGACAUCAAACAGACAACACCAAUUGUAGGAUGGUUCAUGAUAUACAUAAAGAUGCAAGUGGAUAUUUCAUUUGUCCCACGAUUUCCUUGAGUGUCGUCCCAUAAAUACCAAUUGGAAGUGUUACAAAUGAUUUGCCUAAAAAAACGAAAAUGCAAAUAUUGUUCUUAAAGUAGUUUUGAAAAAUCCCAGGAUGGUGAAUCAUUUAACUGUGUGUCUUUUAUGACCAAGGUCAACUACUUUUCCGCUCAUGUCCGUCGGACUAGUCCAAAAAUUACUUUUCAUGAAAAGUCCCAUCACUAUUUUUUUAUAUUACCCAAAAAUAAGAAACUAAAAUAUUCACUUACAUAAUUCAAUUUUUCCAUAACUUCAAUUCUAAUCCACAACAUACACAGUCCUAAGUCGAGAAAAUAAAAUCAUUGUGCUCAAAGCACAAAAUAUUACUAAUAACAUGUGUAGGGGAGAUCAGAGAGCAUUCGGGCACUUAUUUUUUUUGCGAUAAAUAAUAUAUAUUCCUAUAUAAUUAAUAAACAAUAACCUAAGUAUUAUAUAGGUUAUUUAGAUAAAAUAUUGGUAUACUGAGCAAAAAAAAAUAGUUUUGGUGACUUGGGGCAUUUGGCCGAAUGCUCCGCAUACCAAGGGAGCAUUCGGCCAGCGCAUAGGGAGCAUUCGGCCAAAGCUAAAAACUGAUACUUCUAUGGGAAUAACCAAAGAGUGACAACUAAUUUUACACAAUAAAUUUAUUCGCAAAUACUUCAAACUUUAAUGCAUCGCAAACAAAAAACUGAUUUUUUUUUUUUUUCGAAAAUGAAACAAAAAUAUUGCGAAAUUUAACACAACACAAACAAAAAGCAGAAUUACAACCAAAAACCCAAAAUUGUAAUUAAAGUGAUAUGAGGCUGUUCUCGCAGUUCCAGCAUUCAAAUAGGGUACAAUUUUGCCAAUGACAUCAUUAAUAUCUAUUUCUGUUAUAUCGUCAAUGGGAGGAAAGUCCUUUUCGUCUUAGAAAUUCAACACGUGUCAUUUUUUCGUUUUUAUGUCUAACAAAAUGGUUAAAAGAACUACGAACAUUAAAUUUUACAAGAACAAAGUCUACUUCACUUAAUUUCUUCAAUAUUUUUAAAUUCUUCAUCAACAUCUUCGUUUGCAUUAUCAUGAACUGAUGAGAAGUCACGUAUAUGAUGAGUCGGAGCAAUUUAGUUGAUCCAAUUUAACUUUCUUUAUUGGCUGUCUAUUGACAUUCUCUUUUGGAUCAUUAUUAUAAAACAGAUCUCGUUUUGGGCACUUAUCUUUUUUUCUUUGCUUUCCCGCUCUUUUUCCUCAAGUCUAUCUUUUUCAGGAGUAUCAGUAUAACACCUUGAAAGGACAGGUUCUCUUUUACGUUUGCUCUCUAUUUUAACUGCUUUAGGGUAAGGUUUGACAGAUUCGGGCGUUAUCUUGACAGUUUGGUUUGAAUUUUUUUGCAAGGAAAAUACCACUGCACGACAGCGACGGCGAGAUGGUUGUGACGUUCAGUAUAUUAGUCUUUGGAUUAUUUUGUUUAUUUCUGUUUUACAGUGUUUUGAGAGGUACAUUUUCAAUAUCGUCGUCUUCUUCUAGUAAUGAUUCCUCUUUACUUCCGUACUCUUUCUCGAUCCUGAAGGGUUUUCGCUUCUUUGUUUUCAUUGUCCAAAUCUUCUUUGUUUACAUUGUCCAAAACUUCUUUGUUUUCAUUUUCCGGAAUUUCUUCAGAUUUUGUAAUCUAAAGGCUGCAUCCCGUAAGUUGUGUGCUGCAAAAAACUUAAAUGAACUAUCCCAUUUUCUUUGCAAAACUUGACACUUGCAAUAUUCAUAUGUGACUCAUGAUUGUCAAUAAGUAGCAAAAUAGGGUUAGCUAUAGUGCAAUAUGUAGGAGUUGCUAUAUGCUUUAGCACACUGGGAAACAGUUCUGCGGUCAUCCAUCCACUUUUAUUUCCAAGAGCUAAACUUGAAUUUAGGGCAUCAUGCAUGAAGUCGUCGAUAUUUCUUAUCUUAGGGAACACAUACACAGGUGGAAUGCGUUGGCCUGCAGCAUUAAAAAUACCAACAAAGGUCACUAGCUCCUCCCUUUCUGCUGAUACCUCUUGGGAUACCUGCUUUUUACCGGUAGUUGUUACAACUUUUACUGGGUUCAUUACUGUUCUUACUCCUGUUUCAUCAAGGUUGUAUAUUCGCUCAGCAGGAAAUUUAUAACAGUCAUAAAUCUUCUUAAGGUUAUCAAAACAUUAAAAAAUUGUUGAACCCUAAACUUAUUAAGAGCCAUACUGCGACUUAAGCUCGUGCUUUCCGGUUUCAUUAAAGAAAGCGAUUUAUGCCUCUUUCCAUGAAACCCCUUCUCCAUCCCUCCUUAGCCUGUUUUGAUUCGUGCCAUUCCCUGGGAACCUGGCAAUGUGGUAGAGCACUAGCAUAGUCGUAAGCUAAUUUUUGGACCUUAACGUAGGUCAGCCCAUAGUUAAUAUCCGAACAUUUUUAAAUAUAUUUUUCCAACUUUUCUUCUUCCUCCAUGGUGAAAACUUGAUAUAUUUACUGGAGUAUUUUGGUGAAUCGUCAACUGGUUCGCUGACAUUUCCUGUCAUCUUGGUUCUGAAAGUUUUGCCUUAAAUAUUCUUCCUUAGUUUUUUGGAUAAAAUUUUCUUCACUAGACUUUGAAGGGUGGAUCUUUUGAUAUUAUUUACCCUUUCACCUUCUCUUUCGGAGCAGGUACCAUCAAAAUAGCAUAUAAUGGCCCGUUUAACAGCUGCCUCGUCAAUUGAAUUUCUCUCAGUUUUUAAAAUACGUUUUCGUGGCAUCUGAAAAAUAAAUAAUCCAGAGAGCAUUCGUCCACCUGUCGAAUGCACCCCAGGUACGUGUGGACGAAUGCUACCAAAAAAAUUAAAAUGAUGCCAUUUAAAAAACGACAAUUUUUUAGGUUAGAAAUCGAUAAGAUUUCAAAGAAUGCAACUGUUAUAAAAUUUCUUACCUUAGAGCUCGUUUUUCUUGUUAAAUUUAUAAAAUUCGGCUCCUCCACUAAUCACCACUCAAACACACUUCAGGUUG